Messenger RNA from Cercospora beticola, 4386 nucleotides. Its product is annotated as Zn(II)2Cys6 transcription factor. Gene Ontology annotation, biological process: positive regulation of transcription by RNA polymerase II. The record is from RefSeq and is a predicted model, not a curated record. Gene Ontology annotation, molecular function: zinc ion binding; transcription cis-regulatory region binding; DNA-binding transcription factor activity, RNA polymerase II-specific. Lineage: Eukaryota; Fungi; Ascomycota; Dothideomycetes; Mycosphaerellales; Mycosphaerellaceae. Gene Ontology annotation, cellular component: nucleus.
GCCUCGCGGAUGUCCUGCACGCCAGAUCCGCCCAGGACUUUCUCUGAUGCACCUGUCGUUGCAGCUUUGAGUGCAUGCCGAGAUACAUGGUCCUACUGUCGAACGCGCUUCCAGGCCGAUCUGUUACCUCCGCUGGCUGCGAUCGCAUCCCGCUGUCGAGCGCGCAGUGUCGUCGCACAUUCCAGCGAACAAAGCCAAGUCCCAGAGACCAAAGAGGGGAACACGAUAAACUCCACCGGACUACACCAUUCGCCGCUAACGAGUAUUGAGGCUCUGGAGUCACUGGGUCCUCUAGCGCUUCCAUAAGUGAGGCCUGCUCGCCGGUCCCCUUCUAUCACUUCAUUCACCGUGUCUGAGAUGGCCCAUCGAGAGCAUUCUGUGCCCGCAGAAUAAGUCCGCCCACUGCCGGUUCCAUCUACGAAGCUUUGCGCCGCCCGGACACUGGGGCCCUGCUCACGCCAAUCUGCAAGGCUGACAGUACGUUCAGAAGUCUGGCACAGUACAUCGUACGAAUUUCUAGUUUUGGAUACGCGCUCUACAUUCCCACCGUAAGAGAUCUUGGACACGUUCGAACACCCCGGGAUCGGCCUAGAGUCUAGGCCGCGGAUUGGUCCGUGAUCUCCAUCAAUCCAUCGGAGUGAGCAACAGAAAUGCGAAAGUUUGGUCGAUAUAGUGCUGGCUUCACAGAACUUCGAACCUGAUGCAGACCCCAUUCCAGGCUCAACACUAUGGUGGUGAGGUAACGAUGGCCGACACAUCUGCUGCUGAGGCCGCGUUGAAGGCUAAGUUGUCCAGGAAACGCACAAAGACCGGGUGCCUGACAUGUCGCAAGCGACGUAUCAAGUGCGGCGAGGAACGGCCUGUGUGCAACAACUGUGUCAAAAGCAAGCGUCAUUGCGAGGGCUACAGCCAGCGCGUAGUCUUCAAGCAACCAACCUUUGAUUACCAGCCUGGGGCAAAUGGCUCAGCUCACAUCACCUUUCAGGCGGGACCUGAUCCAGGGACACUAGGACUGCAUCCAUCAGGUCAGGCUCUGCUCGAUCAAGCAUAUCCUACGCAUCUUCGACCCCGGCCAUCGCAGGACCAGUUCAUUACAGUAUGGGACCAGCGGACUCAACAAUAUGUGCAUAUUCCCGCACCCGCACCCGAACAAGUGCAACAAAGUCCCACAGAGGCUGGACCUCCACAGCCUGUAGACGGACUCGGUCCUAUCAGUCCUGGCCAUGUCAUCAGGGAUCCUUUUUCAUUGCAUCAACUAUCCCAAUCCCCGACCGAUCAGUCACCUUCGCAUAUGGCUGCCCAUGCCCCUUCCAUGUUCCACGACUCGGGAACUCAAUUUUCCUCAAACCCCUACAGUGCAUCCGAGCAAUACAAUGACCAGCCUACGACGAACGCGCAGAUCGAAGGAUCAAUUUAUUCGGCUGGCGAGCGAUUGUUCCAGAGUCCUGGCGCGGGCCUGCGGAACAGUCUGUCAAGUGAAGCUACGAUGCCAGUCCACAGCUGGACGGACGCUUCAUCGCAGUCCCGCAGCGAUGCAUCCACGAUAGUACAGACUCCAGUCUCAGCCGACCCUUCACAAGCAUUCUCGUUCUCUCGCCCAAUGCCUGAAACGGGAGCGCAUGUUCAAUGGCAGACGGAGUGGAGUUCAGGCCAACCCACGAGUCAGAACGGAACCCCACAAUUGGGACAAGGGAAUCAUUAUUAUCCUCCACCCCUUUCAUUGGAACACGUGCGAGCGAUGCAUCGUAAUGGCCAUUAUGCCGUGAAGCAGGAAACACCAAGCUCUGCAACCGCGUUGCAAGAUGGACGGCCGUCGACCCCAGAACUUUAUGAGCAUGAACUCCAUGCGCCUGCCACCAUGACUCCUACGUAUCUCUUGAGCGCAGCGGCUGUAGAGAAACAAGAUGAUGAGUAUUAUGAUGUAGAUGAAGAUGAUGCAGACCAGGAGCAAGAUGUGGACACGUCGUUGUCGCAAGCUCAAAGUCAUAAGCGACAACGCAUGCUCGGCAGAGUCUUGCAAGGCAACCAGAUCAGCAUCCAGGGCCUCCAGAUGCGUCGCUACGAUACGUUCAUCUACGACGGGAUCUUGGAUACGUAUCGCGUCGAAUAUGUCGCGAGCCCCCUGAAGAAUCCCGCAACAGCAAGAGUGUUUGCUCACUUCAUUUCGGCGACAGGCCCAAGCUUAUCGGUCUACGAACGAACACCAAAUACCUCUUCGGUGCUCUUUAAUGGAGGCACGGUGCCCAUAUCACAGCAAGGCUUGUGGACGUACACCUUGCCGAUGGCUGCGCUGCAUCAUCAAGGACUUCUUCAUGCAAUGCUGGCUUUGGCGAGUCUACAUAUUGCAAGAUUACAAGGAGCAUCGACAACGCCAUCCAUGCAGCACUAUGCGUGGGCAUUGAGGCGCAUUCACGCGGCAGUCAGCAAUCCGAAGAGUAGGCUGAAAGCCACAACCAUUGCAGCCUCCAUGCUUUUGGGUUUCUACGAAAUCAUGACUGCAGAUCACAUGAAAUGGAACAUGCAUCUCAUGGGUGCAAAGCAGCUCUUUGUGGAGACAGAUUUUGUACAGAUGACCGCUGCUUUCAGGAGGAUGAAAAUGGAACGUGCUGUGAACAUGUCGGGUCUGUCGGGCAGGAAAAGACGGUACAGCAUAGAACAGCCAUUCUCUCAGGGCGAUCUGCUGGAUCAGAUGCACGACAUUGAUGAGCGCGUGGUGAGCCAGAUCGUGGGUAAGGAAGUCAAAUAUGACAUCUUUGGCCACGUUGAACCCUCGAAUGCGAGUAUACCGCCGACUCUGGAUCUCAGCAAGUAUGAUAUCCUUCGGGAUUUGUACUGGUGGUAUUGCAAACAGGAUGUCAUACAGAGCAUCGUGAGCGGCAAUGCUUUACUCAUGGACUUCAGCCGGUGGCCGAAUUGCCCUCCUCGAGGCCCAUUGGGACGGGGUGACGCGGUUUACGGAUCAUCCGAUCACCUCGUUCUACUGCUUGGUCGGAUCGCAGACUUCGCUUCGCGGGAUCGUAAGCGCAAAUUGAAGCAGAUGGAGGCCAACGGUGGUCAUUGGAGACCUGCGCCUGGUAUGAAUAUUCCUCGCCCACCUCAAGCUUCGCAGCAAGCACCGCCAACUCCAGUAUCUGCUGGCCCUGGUAUGCCUAUGCCUAUGCCUGGUGCAGUUGGCGGACCCUCAGUGCUUCCGCAGCCGGGUGGUUCACCGUCUAUGCCAGAUUUCUAUGGCAUGGCUCCACCACCCAGGGCGAAUGUACACAUGCCGAGCUCGUAUACAUCGACCAAUACGCAGCCGACGCCCACGCCGACGAGCGCAUACCCUCCCGACUCAUUCGAACACAAUCUACCACAAGCCACCCAAGACGCUCUGGACGAGUAUGCGCAAAUACGACAAGCACUGAUUCUGUUUGAGCAGAGUCUCCGUCGCUCACCAGCAUUUCAGCCCCUCGAGUCCGGUUCCUAUCAUUCCGUGGACACGGCCUUUGGCCCGACAUACUUCUUCCGCACUUAUGAUAUUGGUUGCUUGUGGGCAUUCUACCACAUGGCCAUGAUCAUUGCGAUACGUGCACACCCGCACAUGCCGCCUGCAGCUCAUAUGGCAGCCGGCGUUGCAGCACACGAGACGAAGCAUCAUGCCAUGGAAAUUGGUCGCAUCGUUGCCGGGAUUGUACCAGGACCCGACGACCAACCACUGAAUCCAAGUCUCGGAGCAGCACUCUGCGACAGCUGUAUGCCUUCUUUCUUCGCUGCAGUACAGUAUCAGGAUCCACGACAGCGUUACGAAACAGUGACUCGAAUCUUCAGCAUUGCGCGGCGAACAGGUUGGGGCAGCGCGGAGCUUAUUGCCAACGGCUGCGAGACAGCUUGGGUGAAAGCUGCGGCUGUUGGGAGAGGACCGCCAUAUACCAGAAUCGUUCGAGCGCAUCAUACGAAUAGCGAGGAUCCGCGCUUGACGGGAAGUUGGGAGAGAUUAGAUCCUCAGUCGGCACCAGUAGACGGUGAUGAUGCGGAUCGAAGACUCGUGAAGACUAAGAAGGAGGCUCGAUUGAAUUGGGCGAUUGGAGUGAUGGGUGUGGAAGAAGACGUGGAGAAGAUGAAACUCGUGGACUGAUUAUGAUGAUGAAGAUUUUGCAUACUACGACAGAUAGAUGACAGCGAAGGUUCAGGUUGUGAAAGGAAGUGUACAGUCAGAACAUAGUGUGUAUGAGCAAUGUGGGACCAGUGGAAAUUCGCGGGUCGUGUGAAAACUUUGCAUUUGACAAGAAGGCGAAGAAGUAGACAAGGUCUUGAAUAUGCUACGACAGACACUUCCGGCUUUCAAAGUACCGGCGAGCGAAAGAAGGACGUGAUGUUAGCGAUCGUGUGAGGGCAGCGGAAGAAGGC